AUGUCCAACACGACCUCGGCCCCUCAGAACGCGGUUACAGAUGGUACACUGUACGCCGUCGCAGACUUUUGCCUGAUCCCCAUGGGACUUCCAACCCCGUCGGUUGGACCCCAGAUUGCUGAGUGUCAGCGAGUCCUGGAGAAGAGCGGACUGGAAUACAAGGUCUUCAGUAGGCACACGCCGUUUACGCAUCACCCUAACGCCAAUAGUGGAUACGGAACGAACCUUGAAGGCCCUUGGGACAAGGUGAUGGAGACGGACAUCCGCAUUGGCACCAGGACUGACAGGGCGAUUGUUGCCGGCGGUAACGAGGGCAAAGUGAAGCGCGUGGAGGAGAUCCUCUCCUCGGACAAGUAG
Vanrija pseudolonga is the source of this 357-nucleotide messenger RNA. RefSeq names its product UPF0045 protein ECM15 (gene ECM15). The record is from RefSeq and is a predicted model, not a curated record. Gene Ontology annotation, cellular component: cytosol. The transcript is spliced from 4 exons. The coding region runs from base 1 to 357 and encodes 118 amino acids. NCBI's taxonomy places the organism in Eukaryota, Fungi, Basidiomycota, Tremellomycetes, Trichosporonales, Trichosporonaceae.